CUCCGAAUUGGACUUCCAAAAACAUUCUAAUGUCACUGAAGAACCACGCAACACGCUUCAGUCCAUGGACAAAUUUUCCCUACACUUUUCACGCUACAAAUUUCGCUUAACCUCCUUUCAAUUUCGUCAGUGGCACCACCUGACUGCACACUCCUUCCGUUCUUUCUCUUCAAACAAUUCGAACCCACCUCCUGUAAACUUCUCUCACAUCUUACAGGGUUACAUUCCACACCCUCACCUGCUCCAAAUCCAUGCCCGUAUAUUCCGACACAAUUCCCACCAAAAUGACCUCGUUGCAACUCGUCUCAUUGGCCAUUACCCUUCAAAUUUGGCCUUGAAAGUGUUUAAUUGUUUGGAGAAACCCAACAUUUUCCCUUUUAAUGCAAUUAUUAGAGUGUUGGCCGAAGAGAGCCUGUUUACAAAUGCGUUUUACGCUUUUAAAAAGCUGAAGUCAAUGUCCCUUUUGCCCAAUGAAUUGACGUUUUCUUUUAUUCUUAAAGCGUGUUUUAGGGCCACUGAUGAUUUGAGUUAUGUUAAACAAGUGCAUUGCCAUGUCGUGAAAUCGGGUUGUGUUCAUGAUUCUUUUGUUUGUAAUGGUUUGCUUGUGGUUUACGCUAAGAGGCUUAAAGAUUUGGCAUCAGCUCGAAAAGUGUUCGAUGAAAGGCUCGAGAAAGAUAUGGUUUGUUGUUGGACUUCUUUGAUUUCUGGGUAUGCUCAAGUGGGGUUAUCUGAGGAAGCUUUGAAACUAUUUUUGCUAAUGAUUAAAGAAAACUUGAGGCCUGAAAAUGAUACCAUGGUUAGCGUUUUAUCUGCAUGUGCGAACCUUAAUGUUAUAAAGAUUGAGAAAUGGGUGAAUAUUUUGAUGACAUAUAUAAAGGAUUUUGGUUCCAAUAAAUUUGGUUUUGAUUAUGUGAAUACAGUUCUUGUUUAUUUAUAUGGGAAGUGUAAAAAUACGGAACAGAGUAGGGAAAGAUUUAAUGACAUUACUGAAAUUGGGAAAAAGAGUGUGCUUUCAUGGAAUGCUAUGAUAGGGGCAUAUGUUCAAAAUGGUUGCGCUUCAGAAGCUGUAAGCCUUUUUAAAUUGAUGAUGCAGAAUUGUAUUUGUCGACCCAAUCAUGUAACAGUGGUUAGUGUGCUUUCAGCCUGUGCCACAGUUGGUGAUUUAGACCUCGGCACAUGGGUGCACGAAUACAUGAGAACUAGUGGGCAUAAAGGUGUGCUAUCUUCAAAUGUAAAUCUUGCCACUUCAUUGAUUGAUAUGUACUGUAAAUGCGGGAGUUUGGUCAGGGCAAGAGGGGUUUUUGAUCAAAUGAUUGAGAAGGAUGUUGUUUCAUUGAAUGCCAUGAUAAUGGGUCUUGCACUAAAUGGUGAAGGAGAGGAGGCUUUGAUGCUUUUCUACAAAGCGAAAGAGUUUGGCCUGAUUCCCAGUUCAGGAACUUUUCUCGGUGUUUUGUGCGCGUGUAGUCACUCGGGAUUGUUGGAAAAAGGGCGUGAAAUUUUUAAGGAGAUGAGGCAACGAUAUUCUGUUACCCCACGAUUGGAGCAUUAUGCUAGCUACAUUGAUCUCUUAUCACGAGUAGGUUGUAUUGAGGAAGCCCUUGGCGUUGUCACCUCAAUGCCAUUUGAGCCCAAUAAUUUUAUUUGGGGUUCUCUGCUUGCCGGCUGCACGCUCCACGACAAAUCAGAAUUGACCCAAAUCAUUUCUAACAUGCUUGUUAAGAUCGAUCCUGAGAAUUCUGCAGGCUAUGUCAUGUUAUCUAAUGCAUUUGCUAAUGAUCAUCGCUGGUGUGACGUUUCUGAGCUGAGGUACUUCAUGAGGGAAAAGGAGGUGACCAAGCAGCCGGGGUGCAGUUGGAUUAGCAUCAACGGAGUGGUACAUGAGUUUCUUGCUGGAUUUGCGCGGCGUUCUCAAAUUGAGAGUUUACAUUAUACACUGGAAGGAUUGGUCAAGGAAAUGAGAUUAGCCAGUUCAUAGAUUUUGGUUCCUCAAAUGUCAACUUCAUCGAGGAAGAAUGUACUGACUCUUUUGACAUUCUAGUUUCAUUGAUACCUAACAGUACGACUAAAUCUUCCAUGCCUAACAUGCAAUAAGGAUUUUAUACUUUA
This is a messenger RNA of Olea europaea var. sylvestris, 2106 nucleotides long. Its product is annotated as pentatricopeptide repeat-containing protein At1g08070, chloroplastic-like. The transcript has a single exon. The record is from RefSeq and is a predicted model, not a curated record. Lineage: Eukaryota; Viridiplantae; Streptophyta; Magnoliopsida; Lamiales; Oleaceae. Gene Ontology annotation, molecular function: protein binding. The coding region runs from base 65 to 1975 and encodes 636 amino acids.